AUGAGCUUCCCGGGGAGGCUUUCCUGGGUCGUGCUCAGGAAGCAAGUCCCGAUCUUCUACGCCGAGGAGAAAGAUCAGGAAGACGAGAUCAUGGCCAAGGCGAGCAAAGAUUGGGGUGACAUCGAGGACGGGUCCUGGAUGCUCGACCAGUUCUCCCUCGACCUCCACCUCGUUCAGCCCCCGGAGCUCUCCACCUUGUCCCUGCGCGCCAAGGCCGAGUCGCGCGAGUACGGCGGCAUCACGUGCCUCCUCGAGUCCGUCGUGGAGAACUUCCUCGUCAUGGCUCUGCUGGUCGGCAACAGCUUGUACUGGCUCGUCUAUGACGCCGCCAAGAACUCGGUCUCGCUGCUCCCCGCCCCCAUGGAUUCCGUCCUCGCGUCGGCGGAUGAUGACUCCCUCCUAUGCCUCAGGCAACCUGCCGUCCUGCCACGCGACGACGGCUCCUGCGAUCUGCUCGAUGUGGGGCUCUGCUUUGAUGGACCCGGCGAAGUGUUGCCGCGGUCGUGCAUUCUCUUCCGGUGGUCGAACCGUGGCCCUGGCAAGACGUGGACGAAGCAGGAGGCCCGCGUUAUCCCGCAUGCCCCGCUGACACUGACGGCCCAAUGCCCUGUUUCGCAUAUUUACCAAGCAGACGUGGUCUUCACUUUCAACGGGAAGGUUUUCUGGGUCGACCUCGAGAUUGGCGCCAUUGUCUAUGACUUGCUCUCCACCGGUACCACCACCCAAGACGGCGAACUGGACUUCAUCCAGCUUCCCCACGAGUGCCAAGGCAGUGACUUCUCCCGCAGUUACCCCAGGGAGCGCCGGACCAUGGGCCCAGUUGGGAACUCCAUAAAGCUCAUCUCCAUCGUCACCACCAACGGCGACAACCCCGGCAACAACACGGACCCUGCCGACGUCGUGCUGCGGAGCUGGACUUUGUCGCCGGACCUCCGCUCAUGGACUAGAGACGACGACAUGGAGCUUCCCUUGCCGCUACUCUGGGCGUCAGAGGCCUACAAGCGCGAGAGGCUGCCACAGGCCAUGCCAAAGAACCCAGUCCUCAAGACCGAUGAGGACGGCGUCCUCUACCUCUUGCUGGGAGAUUACUACGUCGAUUUGGAUACAAUGGUCCGGCUAUGCAGGGAGAUUGAGUGCGUGAUCAGCAUCAACAUGCACACCAAGUCUCUCCUAUCCCGCAGCCAUCGUCCAAUCAAAGAUGGCUUGCCACCCAUGUGGCAACACAAAGACCAGCCUUCCAAAGGAUUCCGUCCUAACAUGCCUUCCCUGUUUGCCGCCAAGUUCUGCCCGAGCCACACUGGAUGGUCUGAAUCUGAUGUUCUUCUGCCCAAGAAAAAAAGGAACCAUCUAAUAGAUGGUAAUUUGAAUCUGAAUCUACUAUUGCCACUCCUCCUCCUACUCCUACUUGGUGUUAUUUGUGCACAUUCUGCUAGAUUGAUGACUACCGUUGGUUGA
Messenger RNA from Triticum dicoccoides, 1455 nucleotides. RefSeq lists its product as uncharacterized. The record is from RefSeq and is a predicted model, not a curated record. Lineage: Eukaryota; Viridiplantae; Streptophyta; Magnoliopsida; Poales; Poaceae. The coding region runs from base 1 to 1455 and encodes 484 amino acids. The transcript has a single exon.